Paramisgurnus dabryanus is the source of this 2098-nucleotide messenger RNA. It is a transcript of the gene dctn4, whose product is annotated as dynactin 4. Lineage: Eukaryota; Metazoa; Chordata; Actinopteri; Cypriniformes; Cobitidae. Gene Ontology annotation, cellular component: dynactin complex. The record is from RefSeq and is a predicted model, not a curated record.
AAUGACGUAAUGUAUGCCUGACUAAGAGGAAGACAGACAGAAAUGGCGACGCUACUGCAGCCGGACAAAGUGCUCUAUCUCGUCCGAGGCGAGAAAAGGAUUCGAGUCCCGUUGUCUCAGCUGUAUUUUUGCCGUUAUUGUAGUGAACUGCGAUCACUGGAAUGCGUGUCACAUGAAGUCGACUCCCACUUCUGUCCCAGCUGUUUGGAGAACAUGCCAUCAGCUGAGGCCAAGGUCAAGAAGAACAGGUGUGCCAAUUGUUUUGACUGUCCAUGUUGUAUGCACACCCUCUCUACACGAGCCACCAACAUCCCAGCACCACUGCCUGAUGACCCAACCAAAACUACUAUGAAGAAGGCCUAUUACUUAGCCUGUGGGUUUUGUCGCUGGACCUCAAGAGAUGUAGGGAUGGCCGACAAAUCUGUUGCCAGUGGAGGAUGGCAGGAACCUGAGAACCCUCAUGCUCAAAGGAUCAACAAGUUGAUCGAGUAUUAUCAGCAGCUGGCCCAGAGAGAAAAACUGGAGAAAGAUAGGAAGAAGCUGGCGAGAAGACGUCUCUUCAUGCCCCAGGCAUUCUCGCAACACACUAUUCACGUGGUGGAUAAGUAUGGCCUGGGAACUCGACUACAGAGGCAGAGAUCUGGCGCUCCGGUCAGUGCUCUCUACAGUCUUUCACUUAAAGAGGGAGAGGAUCAGAAAGAGAUCAGUAUAGAGACAGCACAGGCUUUGGAUGAGGUGGAGCCGCUUCCUGAGGAUUAUUACACCCGACCUGUUAACCUCCCUGAAGUGACGACGCUUGGCCAGAGGCUGUUACAGCCGGACUUUCAGCCUGCGGGAGCUUCACAGCUUCAUCCCAGACACAAACAUCUACUCAUUAAACGCUCUCUGCGCUGCAGGAAAUGUGAGCACAACCUGAGUAAACCAGAGUUUAAUCCAAUCUCCAUAAAGUUCAAAAUCCAGCUGGUGGCUGUGAGUUACAUUCCUGAAGUAAGAAUCAUGUCCAUUCCUAACCUGCGACAUAUGAAGGAGAGUCAGGUUCUGCUAACUUUGACUAACCCGGUUGAAAACAUCACCCAUGUGUCCCUGUACACCUGUGAUGAGGCUGAUCCAGAUGAUAUAAACAGCACUGCCAAGGUCCUGGUGCCCAAAAAAGAGUUGGUCCUGGCAGGGAAAGAUGCUGCUGCUGAGUACGAUGAACUGGCAGAACCUCAGGAUUUUCAAGAUGACCCAGAUGUGGUGGCCUUCAGGAAGUCCAAUAAGAUCGGCUUCUUCAUUAAAGUGAUUCCACAGAAGGAAGAGGGAGACGUCACCGUGGCCUUUAAACUUCGGCAUGACUUCAGGAACCUCGCUGCUCCCAUCAGACCCACAGAAGAUGGAGAGCCCACCAGUGAGGUCAUCUGGCUUACACACCAUGUAGAACUUAGUUUGGGCCCACUGGCCACUCGAGAACAUGACACAUACAUACAUUAGAGGAUACACACACACCUACACUAACAUCAACACACACACACUGUCGAGCAGGCUUAGUAAUUUAAUGUGUAUAAUAUAACACAACACAACACCCACAAACUUCUGUUUUACUCAUGAAAAUGAUUCUUGUCCUGAUGAAGUGACUGUAAGUUUCAGAUACGCACACACACACACACACACACACACACACACACACAAACACACACAUGCACACGUACAUCACUUCCAGGAACAGAUACUCACCAGGACACACACUACACCACCCACACACGCCUCUAGAAGUGCUGUUCAUCUCUUCCUAGCGCCCCCUGUUGACGUGUUUAAACGCAUGCGGUCAUUACUGCUUACUGCUUCAUAUUUCACAACGUAAAGUUCUAGGUGUCAGUGUUAAUCAAACAUGUGGAAUAAUGCUUUAUCUAGUUGCUGUGUUAAUUUAAUAUUUUAUAUUUGCAGUAAAACAAGCUUGCACUUAAGUUAGUCAUCCAGACAAAGUCACUGGUUGUGAAAGAUAAAGCAGUGCAUUCAACAAUAAUUGGAUGGCUGGAAAUCCUGAUCUAGUUUGUAAUAUGGCCGUCUAAAAAUGUGGUUGUCUACUCUUAGCCAAUAAAAUAUAUACAAAGUCAUCAAA